Myotis myotis is the source of this 5931-nucleotide messenger RNA. RefSeq names its product PDZ domain containing ring finger 4 (gene PDZRN4). Gene Ontology annotation, molecular function: protein binding. Bases 1 to 3087 code for a protein of 1028 amino acids. The transcript has 10 exons. Lineage: Eukaryota; Metazoa; Chordata; Mammalia; Chiroptera; Vespertilionidae. The record is from RefSeq and is a predicted model, not a curated record.
AUGGGCUUCGCCCUGGAGCGCUUCGCCGCAGCCGCGCGCGCGGAGCUGGAGUGCGGGCUGUGCGGCCGGCUGCUGGACGAGCCCCUGUGCACGCCGUGCGGGCACGUCUUCUGCGCCCGCUGCCUGCUGCCCUGGGCGGCGCGGCGGCGCCGGUGCCCGCUGCAGUGCCAGCCCCUGGCGCCCGGCGAGCUGUACCGGGUGCUGCCUCUGCGCAGCCUCCUCCGCCAGCUGCGCCUCCAGGGCGAUCCCCGCGCCCGCGGCGGCGGCCGCUCGGUCCGGCCGCACGAGCUGGAGGCGCCCGCCGCGCGCGGGGGCUGCGUCUCGGGGCCGGGCGGCCGCGGCGGCGAGGACGUGCCCGCGCGGGGGGGCGGCGGAGCGGCGCCCGGGGCCGGCCGGGGCGGGGGCGCGCGCGGGGGGCUGCCGGGCGGCUGCUGCGGGAGCGGGAGCGGGCGGGGGCCCGGGCCACGAGUGCUCGCCUGGAGGCGGCGCGAGCAGGCGCUGCUGGCGCAGCUCGGGGCGCUGCAGGGCGAGGUGCAGCUGGCGGCCCGCAGGUACCGGGACAAGUUCGCCCAGUACAUGGCUCACGUCCGCAACUUCGCCAGGGACCUGGGCGGCGGCCACGGCCCGGGUGGAGAACAUAAGCCAUUCACCAUUCUAUUAGAACGAGAAAAUGACACUUUGGGAUUCAAUAUUAUAGGAGGUCGACCAAAUCAGAAUGAUCAAGAAGAAAUAUCAAGAGAAGGAAUUUAUGUUUCAAAAAUUUUGAAAAAUGGACCUGCUGACAGAGCAGAAGGCUUGGAGAUUCAUGACAAAAUCAUUGAGGUCAAUGGGAAGGAUCUCUCAAAGGCCACCCAUGAAGAGGCAGUGGAAGCUUUUCGAAACGCCAAGGAGCCCAUUGUGGUUCAGGUGCUAAGGCGAACGCCUCUCAGUAAACCAAUCUAUGGAGCGGUCCCGGAAGUGCAGCUCAUGAACGCCAGUACUCAGACGGACAUUACCUUUGAGCACAUCAUGGCCCUGGCUAAGCUUAGGCCACCUACCCCUCCGGUGCCGGACAUCUGUCCAUUUCUGCUCUCAGACAGCUGCCAUUCUCUUCACCCGAUGGAGCAUGAAUUUUAUGAGGACAAUGAGUAUCUCUCCAGCUUGCCUGCUGAUGCAGACAGAACAGAGGACUUUGAAUAUGAGGAGGUCGAGUUGUGUCGUGUUAGCAGUCAAGAGAAGCUGGGCCUGACAGUCUGUUACCGCACGGAUGAUGAAGAAGACACCGGCAUUUAUGUCAGCGAGGUAGAUCCAAAUAGCAUUGCUGCCAAAGAUGGCCGGAUUCGAGAAGGGGAUCGUAUUUUGCAAAUAAAUGGGGAAGAUGUCCAGAAUCGAGAAGAAGCAGUGGCGUUGCUCUCCAGCGAUGAGUGCAGGAGAAUCGUGCUGCUCGUGGCGAGGCCGGAGAUUCAGCUGGACGAAGGCUGGCUGGAAGAUGAAAGGAACGAAUUCUUAGAGGAGUUAAACUUGGAGAUGCUGGAAGAACAGCAUAAUGAAGCAAUGCAGCACACUGCCAAUGAGGUGGAGCAGCCAAAAAAACAAGAAGAAGAAGAAGGCACAACAGACACGGCCACAUCCUCAUCCAACAACCAUGAGAAGGACAGUGGAGUGGGGCGCACGGAUGAAAGCUUGCGGAACGAUGAGAGCUCAGAGCAGGAGAAUGCGGCUGAGGAUCCCAAAAGCACAUCUUUGAAGAGCAAGAGAGAGCUGGGGCAGAGCCAGGACACCCUGGGGAGCGUGGAACUCCAGUGCAAUGAGAGCUUUGUGUCAGGUGAAUACAUUGACUCGGACUGCCCUGGCAACCAAGAUGAGGAGUGUGAGCGAUUCCGGCAGCUCUUGGAGCUCAAAUGCAAGAUUCAAAACCAUGGGGAGUACGACCUGUAUUACUCGAGCAGCACAAUAGAAUGCAACCAAGGGGAACAAGAGGGAGUGGAGCAUGAGCUACAGUUGCUGAACGAAGAACUAAGAAACAUUGAACUUGAGUGCCAGAAUAUCAUGCAAGCUCAUAGGCUCCAGAAGGUAACAGACCAGUACGGAGACAUCUGGGCAUUGCAUGAUGGAGGAUUCCGAAAUUAUAACACCAGCAUUGAUAUGCAAAGAGGAAAACUAGAUGACAUCAUUGAGCACCCAGAGAAGUCAGACAAGGACAGUUCUAGUGCUUACAACACAGCCGAAAGCUGCAGGAGCACACCGCUCACCGUGGACCGUUCCCCUGACAGCUCCCUUCCCAGAAUGAUCAACCUCACCAAUAAGAAAAACCUGAGAAGCACAAUGGCAGCCAGCCAGUCCUCUCCUGGACAGAGCAGUAAAGAGUCGACCUCCACCAAAGCCAAAGCCACUGAAGGUUGUGGCGUUGAAGGCAAGGAGAAGAUCUCAGAAAGCAACAAGCUUUCUGAUCAAGAGAAGACCGGCAGCGAACACAUCCCUUACCUCUCUCCUUACCACAGCUCCUCAUACAGGUAUGCGAACAUACCAGCCCACGCCCGGCAUUAUCAAAGCUACAUGCAGCUAAUUCAACAGAAAUCUGCCGUCGAGUAUGCCCAGAGUCAGCUGAGUCUGGUGAGCAUGUGCAAGGAGUCCCAGAAGUGUUCGGAACCCAAGAUGGAAUGGAAGGUGAAAAUUCGGAGCGAUGGGACCCGGUACAUCACGAAGAGGCCAGUGCGAGACCGGAUUCUGAAGGAACGUGCCUUAAAGAUCAAGGAGGAGCGGAGUGGCAUGACGACGGAUGAUGACACUAUGAGCGAGAUGAAAAUGGGUCGCUACUGGAGCAAAGAGGAAAGAAAGCAACACCUGGUCCGGGCCAAAGAGCAGCGUCGGCGCCGAGAGUUCAUGAUGCGGAGCCGGUUGGAGUGUCUCAAGGAGAGCCCUCAGAGCGGCAGCGAGGGCAAGAAGGAGAUCAACAUCAUUGAACUGAGUCACAAAAAGAUGAUGAAGAAGAGAAACAAGAAAAUUUUGGACAACUGGAUGACAAUCCAAGAACUGAUGACCCAUGGGGCCAAGUCUCCGGAUGGCACGCGAGUUCAUAAUGCCUUUUUGUCAGUCACCACUGUAUGACCGAGUGAAUGGGAAUGGAAUGCAACUGCUUUUAAGAGGGUGCUACCAAUUUGGGUAGAGUAUGAUUGCCUCGUUCAAUGUGGCGUUUUUAUAUAUAUUUUCUGACUCUUUAUAGUUUAAAUUUUUUGUAAGGCAAAAAUACCUGGUAAUUUUUCAUUUGUUUUUCAUAUACUCGUACCUUUUUUUUCCCCCUGAGGACUUUCUUUAACUUGUGAUAUAUUCAUAUUAUUCGUUUAUAUAUAAAAUCAAAAGGAAAGAAAACAAAAAAAAAAAAACUUGAACAAAAAUUCUGAGGAGCCAAUUAAUUUCCUAUUUUAUUGUAUCUAUUGUAAGUUAAGAUCUGGAUUUAUUUCUCUAAUUUGCUUAUUUUCUACUUUAAUAACAAGUCAAUGCCAAAACAUUUCUAUACUUGCUUCUUGGCAUAAUACGUAUUAAAUCAAAUCUGUUAAUAAAUCAUGUACCACACCUUAUACAUAAAAACCACCUCGGUUUAACAUCCCGUUGUACAUUUAGCACAUAAAUGGCCGUUGUCUUCGUCUCAGUAAAGUGUAGGUGGACAAUCUUCCUGUGAUAUGUAGUGACAUUGGUCAUGUAGCUAGAUAAUUGUGGUAAUUGUGACAAUAAAAGAGAAAUAAAUUAUUGAUUAUCCUUAAGAAAAGUUAUCAAGGAGUGUUUUAUUUUCAUUGUCCACUGUGGUUGUCAGAUAUAAAUUAGUUAUACGUGUAUACUAUUUAGAAGACUCCUAAUUGUGGGUUAUAAAAUGUGUACAUUUUCUAUUACUUUUUUUUCAAUAAAAUUGUCUUGAACACUUCUUAUAGAUCAUGGUGUCACAUAUUCUUGCCAAGGUUAAAUUAGGUAACAUAUAUAGAGCAUCUUAUAGAUGCUAACUAAAAUUUAAUAAACAUGAGUUCAUGCUUCCCUUGCCUGCCAUCCAUAUAAGGAAAAGCCAAGGAAAAUUUAGGGAAAGUUGUGGAGGAGAGGAUCAGUGAAGUGUCUCAGAUUGUUUAUAAUGACACUAUGUAUUAGUCAACUCAAGCUGCUAUGACAAAAUACCAUAGACCAUAUGGCCUAAAGAGCAGGAAUUUAUUUCUCAGAGCUUGUGAGGCUGGGAGGUCCAGGAUCAAGGGGCUGGCUAAUUCAGGUUCCUAAUGAAGGCUCUCUUCCUGUUUUGAAAAUGGUCACCUUCUCACUUUGUCCUAACAGGAUAGAGAGAGGAAACUCUCUGGUCUCUAUUCUUAUAAGAGCACUGAUGCCAUCAUGAGGGCCCCACCCUUGUGACUUUAUCUAAAAGUAAUUACCACCCAAAGGCCCCAUCUCCAAUAGCUAUCACACUGCGGGCUAGAGCAUCAACAUUUAAUUUGGAGGACACAAUUCAGUCCAUAACAGUAUGUGCAUUUAUUUAUUCAGUCAUUUGGGAAUAAAUUUGGGGGAACCAUCUUUUUAAUCAUUGCCCACAGAGCCAACUAUAAAUGCCUUUUAUGUCAGUUUAUUAAAAAGUGAGAUUGUUGGAUUGUUAGGUAGGCUAUUAAGCCUAAUUUUUCAUCAUAUACACAUAUAAACCAUAUCAUGUCAAUCAUAAUGCCUCCAGAAUGAGAGCCAGGUCAACCUUGUGCGUACAAACAUGAGUUCAAUCAAAUUUUUAUUAAACCCAAGAGAUAGUUUUAACAUAAUGGAGAUACAAUGUGUGAAUAUUUUUGAAGCUACUUUCCUGUUUAAAAAACUACAGGGGCUCCUUAUGAGAUCUUAAAUCAGAUUCUGAUGCCUCAACCUCUAUUGACUAGCCCUCCUUGCCUAUUAUGCUUCCACUGUAGGUCUGCUCUGAGUUAUUCCUGGCUUGCAAACAACCUGCCCAUUUCUGCUAAAGUUACCUAUACUAUUCUCCUGGCUGGGAUUUCUGUGCCAAAUCCUACAUCUUUCUUAGAGCAUAAUCACAUAUACAUGUUCUCUUUAGUAGCUGUUUUGAUGACACCGGAUUUUCUCAGCAUUUUGUCAUACACUUUGAUACAAUACACUCUUGGAAAUUUUAUUCUUUUGUUAUUUGAAUCACAUAUGUGGAACUUAUUGUCUCCCUACAUAGAUUUUAAGUUCAUGGACUUCGGCCCUGGCAUCUCCCUCUGUCUUUGUAUACCUCUGGUAGAAUGACAUUUGAAUAAUAAUGAAAGCUAGUUAAGUUAUUUUAUUAAUUUAAUUUUCCUCUCUCCUCCACAUAUUAGUCCCUUCCUUUGUUCCUGUUUUCUUUAUUCUUCUACCCUUCUAAGUUAUUACCUAUGACAGGUUAUUACAUAGAUGGAAAGAAAUGAACCUUAUUUACCUGUAAUGAAAAGCUGGACUCAAAAAUUUUAAGAUAAUGAUAGUAAUAACAAUCUAAGGCAAGUGGAAAUUUCAUCACUUCUAACUUUAGCCAUUGUUAAUCCAAUCAAUAAGAGUACCUUGAAUGUGCUGAGAAUUAGCUUAAUCAAAUGGUUUUAAGUAAGAAUGCCUGUCUAUCUUAAGAGCUCAGUUCUUUCCUGACCUGAUGCCCAUGGUUAUUAUUUAUCUUCUUGACACAACUGAGUUUAAAUAUGUAUUGAAUUUGUAUUAUUCCUAUAAAUAAAUGUGAUUUGGAACAAAUGUAAAUUUUCCCUGAGGAAACAUGUACACAACUCACAGAAUGCUGUGUUUCCAAAGCUACCAGUUUAAUUUUCUUUUUAUUAAAGCCAAGUGUGCUUGCCAAUUUUUUUAAAAUGUGAUGUUGGUGUUUUUCAUGUCUGUGUUUAUAUAGUUCUACCACUUGAGAAAUGUUGUUUUCAAAAAUCAGUGAAAAUCUGAAAAGUGUUAUGCUUUAUCUUUCUACAGAACAUAUCU